CAAACAUUCGACACAGCAAACUCCAAGUAGCCAACCGAGAUACGCAAGGAGUCGACCAAGUCCAGAAUUGGAACAACAUGCUGUCGUUCAACCAACCCGCAGUCUACCAGGCUGCUAAGUGUUAUGUGACCCACGGAGUAAUGGGGCAUUUGGACCCAGAACAGCCUCCCUCAAAAUCGAAGCCUUGGACAACAUUUACAAGCCAAGAUUUUGUGCAUAGGGCCGACUUAAUCAUCCCUCAAGAGUUGCUUGAACUGGUCCAAGACAAAGUGCUUAAAAAGAUGCCGGCAACUCCGUUCAAAAGGGUGGUCUUGUCACUACAUGACAUGCUCUCAGGCGAGUUCUUUACCGAGUACAUCAAGAAGGGAAAUAUCCUGAUGCUCUCUGAGGGGAGGAUAGGAAUUGAUAACGUUUUUACCUUGAGAAGAGGCACUCUCACCAUGUACUUGGAUAGGGAAACUUAUGAGCGAGCAGGGUUGGUGGGGAAGCCGCAUGGUGUCAAAGGGAAGCGGGGGACGAAGCCGCGAUGGAUUGUCGAGUUUGACCUCACCGCGCCAUCCAUGUUUCCAGGGAAGAAGGGGUUUGACCGGUUGAUAUAUGCGAGUAAAAACGCCCUCGCUCAGCCCAUCACAUGGCUAUUCUGCAACACCUCCACAACUCCCGAUCCCGACCCUCUCUCGCGACACGCCUUUACUGAGUGCACCGCCAACCCUGGUAGGUCGGAGAGCAUCGAUGCUGUGAUGCCAAAUCUCACCCCGGACAUCGGUUUCCUUUCUUCUAUCGGCAGAGAGGAUUUUGAGGAUUUCGCAACCAGCUUGUACGAGUGGAUCUCUCUGGUCCGGCUUCAAAGCCCUCGAAUCCAGGUCGGCGAUCAAAUCGACCCCUAUCUCUCCCUGUACCGGGUUCCCGAUGGCGGGCACGAGGGCAAACUCUGCAAGAUAAGCUGGGAAGGCUUUCUCGCACCAUCGUGGUCUCGGCAGACCUUGAUCAAUAUCGUCACCGCUCUGCCACACAAGGCGUGGUUCUCGUUCAGCACGACCACCUUCUCCAAGGGCUUGACCGGGGACAACGCCGAGUGCACCAUUCUCCGCCCGCCGAAUUCAUCAGGGGAAUACCUCAUGUGGGAGGUCAAAGGCCAUGAAUGAGAACGAAGCUAGA
Messenger RNA from Chaetomium fimeti, 1158 nucleotides. RefSeq names its product ribonuclease P 40kDa subunit-domain-containing protein. Lineage: Eukaryota; Fungi; Ascomycota; Sordariomycetes; Sordariales; Chaetomiaceae. The record is from RefSeq and is a predicted model, not a curated record. The transcript has 5 exons. Gene Ontology annotation, biological process: endonucleolytic cleavage in ITS1 to separate SSU-rRNA from 5.8S rRNA and LSU-rRNA from tricistronic rRNA transcript (SSU-rRNA, 5.8S rRNA, LSU-rRNA); tRNA 5'-leader removal; tRNA 3'-end processing. Gene Ontology annotation, cellular component: multimeric ribonuclease P complex; ribonuclease MRP complex. Bases 78 to 1145 code for a protein of 355 amino acids. Gene Ontology annotation, molecular function: ribonuclease MRP activity; ribonuclease P activity.